AUGUCAUCUGACCCAAUAUUGGUUAAAAAAAAGUUGUUGCAAAUUGCUUCAACAGGAAAAUAUGCCACAUUUACUCCUGAGCAAUCAUACACCCAUUACGAAGAAUUACAAGAUUUUUUGGUAUUAAAUCAAGAUUCUUUAUUAGAUUCGAUUGAAUUGUUUAAUCUAUACGAACUCCAAUUUUAUUUAUCGAUUUUGACAUUACACGAUAUUGAAGCCAAAAAUGUAUUAGAUAAAAUAUGUGAUCAAUUUGAUUUUAAAGAUAGUAACAAGAAUAAAGGGAGGUCACAGAGAAUUAAAAUUUUACAAAGUGUAUAUGCUGAACUGAAAGGCGAAAUUGAAACGGCAUCAAAAUUAUUGAGUGAAGACCCCGAUGAACUUAGGCUACUGAGGCGUUUAACAACACUAAGCAGACAUGACAAAAACCUCACCAAGUACAUUAAUAAUUUGAUAUAUUAUUUGAAUUUACAACCUAGCGAUUUGAUUGCAUGGGCCGAGUUGUCAGAUCAGUAUCAAAAAUUGGGCAAUUAUGACAAAUCAGUAUAUUGCUUAAAAGAAGUGGUGUUGCAGAAUCCUUUGGCUUAUCCUAUUUUUUACAAGAUUGGUUUAUUAUACUAUUAUUUGUUUUUACAGCAAGAGGGUAAUUUGAAAACUGAUAAAAAGGAUAAAUUGUUUGAAUUGAUGAAGAUUUUGAUCAAUUCUAGAGACAACUAUUUGUAUUCACUUGAAAUUAAUGAUAAAUAUGAAAAGAACUGGGUUGGUUUGAAAACAAUUGUGAGUUUACCGUUCAAUGAUAAGUUAAAAAAGAUCAGUGAAAGUAGUAAAGAAAUCAAGGAUUAUUUGAACCAUAAUGAAAAGUUGAAACCUAUAGUUGAUCGUAAAUUAAAGGAAUUGAAUAUAUCAAUAUAA
Messenger RNA from Candida dubliniensis CD36, 909 nucleotides. RefSeq lists its product as uncharacterized. Gene Ontology annotation, cellular component: EMC complex. The transcript has a single exon. The coding region runs from base 1 to 909 and encodes 302 amino acids. The record is from RefSeq and is a predicted model, not a curated record. NCBI's taxonomy places the organism in Eukaryota, Fungi, Ascomycota, Pichiomycetes, Serinales, Debaryomycetaceae. Gene Ontology annotation, molecular function: protein binding. Gene Ontology annotation, biological process: protein folding in endoplasmic reticulum.